Ochlerotatus camptorhynchus is the source of this 7991-nucleotide messenger RNA. It is a transcript of the gene htk, whose product is annotated as hat-trick. Gene Ontology annotation, cellular component: nucleus. Gene Ontology annotation, biological process: regulation of transcription by RNA polymerase II. NCBI's taxonomy places the organism in Eukaryota, Metazoa, Arthropoda, Insecta, Diptera, Culicidae. Bases 205 to 6882 code for a protein of 2225 amino acids. The record is from RefSeq and is a predicted model, not a curated record. The transcript is spliced from 8 exons. Gene Ontology annotation, molecular function: transcription cis-regulatory region binding.
CCGCCAAACUAGUACAAAAAUUCAAAGACGCAAAGAGUGCAAAAGGAUUCCCCCGUACAGGACAGUUUUUCCGAAAAUUCCAUCUGAAAUGUUGUGAAAAUCUGGCCAACUUGGGCGUCAAAGUGCACCGCAAACCCACAUCAACCCGUAACCGUGGCGAUUGUUAGCGAUAAUCUCAGUUUCGAGCGCUAUUUCCUCCAGAAAAUGCAGCAAGCAGACGAUCCCCCGUAUUUGACUGUUGGCACGGAGGUAAGCGCCAAAUACAAGGGGGCUUUCUGUGAGGCCAAGGUCCGCAAGGUGGUACGUAACAUCAAGUGCAGGGUCGCGUACAAACAGGUCGGACUGGGGUCCGGCGUCGUGUCCGACGACCAGAUCAAGGGGGCGCUCCGCGUUGGGGCAACGGUAGAAGUGAAACAUCCGGAACGGAAAGAAUACGUGGAAGCGACAUUAACCAAGAUCCAGGACUGUUCACAGUAUACGGUUGUGUUUGACGAUGGGGACAUUACGACGCUACGGCGCAGUGCAUUGUGUUUGAAAAGUGGAAGACAUUUCAAUGAGAGUGAAACGUUAGAUCAGCUACCGUUGACCCAUCCGGAGCACUUCGGGAAUCCGGUGAUCGGCGGUAGAAGGGGUAGAAGAUCGCGGCACCUUCUACCGGACGACAGUUCGGACGAGGACGAAGAACCGGCUACAAAUUCCCGUUCGAACAACAGCGACAAGGAGGAAAACAUCGGCAAGGUGGUCUGCGUCGAGACUACCGACAACAAGAAGAAGAACCCCAAGGAAAACUGGUUCCCCGGACUGGUGGUGGCACCUACCGCCCAGGAUACGGUGCGCAUCCGUGUCAAGGAUGAGUAUCUAGUGCGUUCUUUCAAAGAUGGCCGUUACUAUACGGUGCCGAAGAAGGAAGCAGCCGAUUUCAGCCGAGAUAGUACCAACAAAUCGGAAGCGGCUGCCGUUUCCGCUGCCCUGGAAUACAUGGACAGUGACGUAUUACCGCCGCACUGGGAUAGAGAGGUAUUGUUUGGAAUGUCCGGCAGUUGUAGCGAUUCCGAACAGGAACUGGAAACCGAUAGCUCGGACGAUGAACCUACGGAGGAAAAGGAUCACUUCGUAGCGCAAUUGUACAAAUUUAUGGACGAUCGUGGAACUCCUCUGAAUAAAGUUCCAUCCAUUAUCAAUCGUGACGUCAAUCUGUAUCGGCUGUUUCGUGCCGUGCAAAAGCUAAACGGCUACAACCGUGUUACUAGCCAAAAUCAAUGGAAGCAAAUAGCACUGCGACUGGGAUUUUCCCCGGCCACGGUCAGCAUUACCAAUUUGGUGAAGCAAGCCUACAAGAAAUUCCUGUUCUCUUUCGAAGAGUUCAACCGGAAGCUGGGUUGUACGAUGGUGCCGCAUCCUCGAACAAAUCGAUCCAAGGGCCGCAGUUUGGUGCGGGCCAGCUCGGUGCAAUCACCGAAAACUACAGAGAAGGAGAAGCCUUCCACAUCGAAAACAUCAGCGGCAGCCGCGGCCACGGCUGCAGCUGCUGCCGCUGCUACAGCUGCUGCUAAUGCUGCCGCUGCUACUGCGGCUGCUGCUGCUACUGUCGCGGCUGCUAAUGCUGCUGCUGCUGCAGCGGCAGCAGAAGCCGCAUCCAGCUCGGCGGUUGAAGAAUCUGGAAACACCAGUGAAUCGAGCACGGCAGAAACCAAACCGAUCAGUAAACGUAAACUGUCCGGUGCUAGUAUAGGAAAGGUGAAGGCUUUAGUUGAUAAGUUUGAGGAAAAGGAGAAAGAAAAAGAAAAGGAAAAGGAGAAAGAGAAGGAAAAGGAGAAGCCUAAGGAAAUUGUUGUGGUAAAGAAGGAAGAACCUCCGGCCACAGUGAAGAAGGAAAAAGUUGUUGUAAAGGUAACUACACCGAAGGCCAGUGACGUCAACGAAAAGCGUGGUCGGAAGAGGAAGGAAACAGAUUCGACUGAUUCGAAAAAAGACGACAAGGACAGUGGCAAGGGGUCGUCCAGUGGAGCGUCUUCGUCGUCAGUUUCCGGAGACAGUAAGAGCAGUAGUUCUUCGUUUUCGUCCGGGGAUGGGAAAAUUGUUCCGGACUUCCCGAUCGAAGUCGGAGACAAGCUGAAGGUCUAUUACGACGAACAGAAGGUAACCUACGAGGCGAAGGUGAUUGAGAUUGCGAUUCAGGAGGGAAGUCCCAUAUAUUUGGUGCACUACACCGGCUGGAAUACGAGAUACGAUGAAUGGGUACGGAAAGAGCGUGUAGCAGAGAAUCUUACCAACAGCAAGUCCAAGAAGGGCAAAUCGGACAAAAGUAGCAGCCACAACAACAAGAAUGCGCCUCCACCAAGGAAUAGAAGUAGCAGCACAGGCGGUCCUCCCGGAUCAUCAGCGAACUCAACGAGCUCAACCCCCACGGCUACAUCUACAGUUACGCCCACAGCUACUGCAACAACGCCGAAAACGUCCAAGAGAAUCCGUGGAAACUCUAAAGGAGACAUCACAAGCAAUACUCCAUCGACGCCUGUAACUGCGAGCUCACCGAGGUCCACCACCCCUAGCACAUCCUCGAACCGGAAUAAAUCUCCGGCGUCUGCCGGAGGUGGCAAUCGACGCCCUGUGACGCGAGGCGGUCAUCCAAACACUUCCUCGUCGUCAUCUAAACGCCGCACAUCUAACAACACGGACAUCUCAUCCCUUUCGAUACAAACUGAUGACACCAGCGAUACCGAUUCCGACGAGCCGAUCAAAAAGUGCCCGGCCAACACCAACAGCAACAGCUCGUCCUCGACGGCAUCGUCCAAUUCGUCCUCGUCGUCUGCGUCCUCCAGUAGCAGCAUUAGCUCCAGUAGCACGAAAGUAAGUACAACGGCCGAAGCGGGCUCGUCCUCGGACGCGGCGGCUAUUUCGGACGAAUUUAGCAACGGAGCCUCCAAGGGUCGCGAUUACGAUCUGAACCAAAUCCGCUCGGAACUGAAGGGAUUCAAGGAGCUGAAAUCCCCAACCUCACCGGCUUCGGACAGCACCACAACGGCCACAACGGAUGCACCGGGAACUCAAGGGCAGUCCAUGGCGACCGACGACGAUGAAAAGAGCAUUCCACCUGCCGGUGCGUCAACGCCGCCACGCGAUGAUGAACCGGUUUCGAUAAGCGCCAAAAGCGACGGGACUCCCCUGAAGGAUGAACUUGACGAUCCCAUCGAAGAGGAGCAUGAAAAGAGUUCCGAAUCGGAAACGCUCAGCGAAGAAGACUCUUCGCAAUCUUCGAAUAAAGCAUUUUCAAGUUCGCCCAUCACUGCGAUGGUCGAUUCGGAUACGGCUCCGGAAACACCGAUCCCACCACCGACGGUAUCGACUCCCACCCCGAUGGUUGUCACAACCAACGUCGUCACUUCCGUUAUAUCGACCAAUUCCAGCAUAGGAAUGGUGAUCAAAAACAGCAAAACCAUCGACACCAGCACAUCCAAAAUCAUCGACAAGGUUGUCGAAAAAACCUUCGAAAAGGACAAAUCAACCGGUGGUCCAUCCGGAAUAACGCACAAGCCUCCGCUGAAGACAUACGGAACGGCUGCGGCCAUCAUAGCAAACGCUGAGAACAAUGCCGUCAAAUAUGCAGUCAGUACCAUCAUCCGAGAGACAGAUGUUGAAAAGAUCUUCCCCAUAGGAUCAGCACCUGCAGCUGGUCAACCUGCUGCCAACGCACCUGCUCCUCCUUCUCCUUCUCCGUCUCCUUCUCCUUCUCCUUCUGCUCCAGCUCCAGUUACAGCUCCAGCUAAAGAAGUACCGGCUCCAGUAAUUUCCAAACCAUCGCAUUUGCUUCCGGAAGAGAAGGCCACCACCGUGGUAGCCGCGGUGCAUCCCAUUCAGCGUCCAUCCAACAAUCCUUCGACAUUUGCAGCCGGUUCUUCCGGUUCUACAGCUGCUACUUCUGCUUCUGUUGCUUCCAUACAAACGCCAUCGAAGAGUACAAAAAUGAUCAACGUUCAGGACGAAAUCGUUGCUACCGUCAUCAACAAGACGGCUAUUGCUGCGGCUACUACGGCCACGGCCGUCUCAGCAGCCGUAUUGUCUGCCAUUCCCGGAAGUUCCGGCAUUUCGCUUCCCUCGACUACAUGUUCCGUAACACCGGCUGGAUCGUCCAGUAGCACACUGGCUGCCCUUCGAGCCGAGAAGAAACUUACCGGAGAUAAGAGGAUGGAGAAAGUUAUGCCCAUCAGCAAACUUGGAGCAGCAGUAGGUUCGGUGCUUCCGGCGGAAAAGAAACUCUCCUCAUCAACGUUGACCCCGGCGCAGAACAAACUGCUCAGCAAGGAAGCAUUAUCCAUCAAAUCCAUUUUCGAAUCAACCGCCACCAAGAUUGAGAAGAACAUUUCGGAUGUCUACGAAUUUAAGGACGUAGAAUUUGAACCGGAACUGAAGACCGCAGGCGGAGCCACUCCAAGAAAGCAUGUAUCGGAAGUUCCGCCCGCGGAAGUCGUCAGUUCCAUCCAAACACCUGUUCUGGUGGUGUCCGAAGAGAAGAAGCUAGUCAAGAAGGGACUGAUACGGAAAACGGAAACUAUAGGGCUUACGGAUAAAAAGACGAAAAAGAUCUCACCGAUGAAGGAAACCGAUAAGCUCAAACUGGUCAGGCGAGAAAAAGAAAGGGAUCCGGAGAAGGAGAAGCUACUGCUGAGUGAGUUGGAGGGUGCUGCUGCGACCUUCAGCAGCAUAAUGGUUACUCCGGAAAAAUCCUCACCACAUUUCGCUGGAUUCUCAUCCAAUCAGAAGGACCCUCACUCAUUUGAUGUGUUUAGAAAGUCACCUAGCAUCCCCAUUGUCUCGCAUCGAGACGAAAAACCUGUGCUGGAAGACGACCACAAACCGGAAGCAGCCAAACUGGGUGCCGUUACGAAAGGAAUUUUCACGCCGGUAAUGUCCCCUUCUGAACCGGAACCUUCCUGCAGUGUUUUAGCCAAGAGUCCUUCCAAGUUCGACGAAAAAGUUAAGGAAGAACCUACGUUGGAAAAUUGUAAAAAGUACUUCAAUGACAUGAACUUUGAUUUCGAUACUCCCAAAACAGAGAAACCUCCGUCGAUCGCUGAUAAAGUACUGAAGGCUCUUGGUCAACAACCCCAACCCCAUGUUAGUGCCGUCAAGCCUGAAUUUCCCAAAUACAGUAUCCCGGUCGUUCUUCAUAAGCAUCCUUCGCUUGUACCCAUAGAGCCUGUCAGUAGUUCAUUACCAGUGGUCACGGUACCACCGAAGCAGGAAGUGCCCAGCUUCAGUGCCAUAAUCCCGCUGAAAGCGCAUCACACUCAGCCGCCCAAGAUUGAAGUCCCCACCAUCAUGCUCAAGAAGGAAAUCGAACUGGUGAAACCGAUUCUGAUCGUAUCUGCUAAGACACCACCAACGUUCUCAUGCAGCCAGGAAAUCCUCCCUCCAACCACAUGCACCAAGAGCCAGGAUCUCACCGAAUCCAUUAAAAAGCUGGAGACGUCCAAUCUGGUUCAGGCAGACUCAUCUCGGUUCACACACCAUGAUGAUGAUAGCACCGACAGUAACGAUUCCGAGGAGCGUCUCGUGAUAGAAGAUGCCGAGGCAAUGGAUCCCAACCAGCAGACCGACUUUGAAAAGCUCAUCAAAGUGGAAGUCGAAGAAAAACCGAUGCUCUCGCACGUCGAGAUGCAUUCAGCUGCUUCGGCAGCCGCGGUGGCCGCCGUGGCCUGCAAGGAGAAGCUCAUUUACAAAACCGAAACCCACCAGGACAUCAAAGAGGACGUCACGAUCAUGUACGGCCUCAGCAGCCACGUCGACACAAAGAAGGGUAAGCAGCCAAGUAUUCUCGAAUCGAUCAUCCAUGGCGCCAUGGGUUCGCAAAGUUACCUAAAACUCAAAGACCAUCAAGAUUCGUUCGCCCAAAACGAGCUGGAACGACUUCGACGCGAAGAACAACUCCAGCAACAACAGCCACACACUCAACCGAAUCCUUCACUCGCAGCUCCACUUUCAGAAUCUACGACUCCCACCAUCACGACGGUGACGACGCCAACAGACAAACAACAACAGCAACAGCAAACCAACAAUAGCGAAUCCCUGUCGAUGCUACUGUGCGAGGAAACGAUACCCGGUUCACCGGCUCCGGUAUGCGGAGUAUCUUCAGCCGCCGCCCAGAAGGAAUCUACCAAGGUGUACGUCGAGACAGGGUCAUCCUUUUUGCCGCCGCAAAAUAUCGCAUCCGAUUUAAAACCGGUCCCAAUGGACUUGGAACCAACGUCGGAUCCGAUAGCACUCAAUUCCGCUGCCGCAACGGCAGUGCAAUCGAUGACGAGAAAGUCGACUACGGCAGCCGGUAGCGGCGGCUGUGGCACCGAUGCAAAUGAUACGCCCAACAGUUCGCCCCGAGAUUCGAUCAGCCAGGACGAGAAUCAAGAACAUGAGAUUUCACCAACCAAAAAGAGACGCCAGAGGAAAACUAGUGAAGAGCCCACCAACAAACGGAGGAGAACUACUGGGACAUCGCACAGCGGCUAUGGUUCGAGAGGAAGCCAUCGGACGAUGGGCAAUAACGCAGCAGCUACCGACAGUGAGGACAACUCCGAUUCGGUGGCAUUCCACCGGGUUAGCGGCUCAGGUAAUAUAUCGUCUUGUGCCGGAGGUUCCAGCUCAGCAUCACCCGGCGGCAAAUCCGGUCGACCUUGCCAGUACAAUUUCCUCGUUAAUUUGGAUCCCGCGCUCAACAGCGGCCAGCGGAUAGCCAUUCUUAAGAAGAAGAUCCAGGAGCUGCGCAAAACGUACAACGCGAUCAAAGCCGAAUUGGCGAGCAUCGAUCGCCGACGGAAGAAGCUUCGAAGGCGCGAGCGGGAGAAUAAAAAACAGGCCAAACUGGCCGCCGGCACUGGCAACAGCUAGGCGGCUGCGGACCGACGCCCUCACCGACGCCAGCCGGACCGAUUGUAAUUAUAGAACUAUACAUUGAUGACAUUUAUUUACACUCAUUUAACUUAUGCAUCAUUUCAUAGUCGGUACGAAUUGUAUACUAUUAUCGUGUGAUUAAAUUUUCAUUUAGACUUAGGCGACCACAAACAGCAUAUACACAUCAAUACAAAACAAAGUGAAACUCUAGAGUGAUUAGAUUGUAAGCAAGAUUAAGUGUAAAAACUUUUAGAACCUCAUCUUUGAAUGUGGCUGUUUGUGGGGGCAGUAGUAGAAGUACUUGCGUUUGGAGAUAGCUUUCUAAACCUCCAGCAUGUCUGUGUGCUAGCAAAUAAGUACUAUAUAGGUAAUAUAAUUCUAUUUUAGAUUUUAGGAACGUGAGGAAAGUUCGCAAUCUGUUACUGUUCAUAUAGAGAUAUUUUUUAAAUCUAUUAGUUUCAAUCAUGUAUCGCGUCUUAUUAGUUCGAAAGUUUUUGUAGCAACUAAAAAUUGAAAAUAAUGUCCAACAUGUCAUGCAAUUCUAGUAAUUAGUAUUCUCUUGUUAAGAAACUAGUUUAAACUCUUGAGAGUAUGUUGUACAACUGCAAUUGAUUACAGAUGGAUUUCAAAACUUUACACAGCUGUUCUAUUCACAACUUCGGAAAAAGGAAAAAAGUGCAAACCAACCGUACAGGAACAGCAAAAGGCAACUGAUAAGCAUGUUUAUUUGUUGUCGAAUGUUGGUGUAAAUAAGCACACACAGCAGGACCGUACAAACAGUCAAGCAACGGCUGAAUUGAACUCUCAGUAAUGUGAAGAAUAAUUGAAACCUCCGAUGAUGCUCGCAAUCAACUAGCAGCACUUUCCCAGAAUCUAAUGCAGACAGGGACUCAUACGUACAUAAAAUACCUACACCUACAUGUUGAGUAAAAAAUCCCUUUUAACCUAAACUAUAAGCUGACACAAGUUCAACUUCUCUUUCAACGCAGUCUAUACACAAAUUACUAACACACAUUGUAAGGUGUGAGUUGUGCAGUUCAGUAAAACUGCAAUUCACAGCAACAUACAUACACACAGAGAUGGCUAUUUAAUUACAAAUAAAAAAA